UUCUAUCAAAGCAGAUACACUGUAGACGUCUUGGUAGGACUUCAGUGUGUUUUUUACGGCACCUUUUGGCUGCUUUGACUUAAAUUCAAAUAUCUUAGUUUUUAUUUCACAUCAGUGUCUGAGUGAUCUCUGAGGAUUUCUGAUUAAGCAGGAGAAAUUUCAUCAAAUUUCACGUAAUUUUUGAAGAGGUGCUGAAAUUUUUCGAUCUCUGGUUCAUCCACUGAUGAAAACCUGAUUGUGUCCGUGCUGACACAAUCGAUCAGAGAUGGACACAGUCGAGAAGGUGAGCCACAUCAGUUUGAUUUUGUGGUUGUAAAGCCUGUGUGUGUUAAAAAUAUAUUUAAAGAGUCUGUAGUCUGAAAAAGUAACUGACAGAGUUUAAAGCUGCUUUUUCUCUUGUCUUCAUUCAGGUCUGGAGCGCCUCGUUUAAAGCUGCAGCAACACUUCGAGGUACGUUUCUUUCUGUAUGAGCAGCUUUUUUGAGAGUUUAUAUCUGUGCAUAAAAAACUUAAUCCACGUUUUAAUAGAUGCUCUAAAAAAAAAGACUGUUUCUCCAUUAAAAUAUCUUCAUCCUCAGUGACUCAAAGCUCUGUAAACAUGUAGAGGGGAAGUUAAAAUGCAGAGAAAUAUGAAAUAUCUGCACACAUGUGGUCGGGGACAUUCUGUCUUUUAUUUUCGGUGAACUAAACUUUUUCCUCUUGGUUUAUUGUUUGGUUGUCAAACACUCUUUUUUAAUUGUUAAUGUGUAUUUUUUACAGAGACACAUAUAACACUGUCUCUGUAUCUGCCCCACUAUGUUGAGGUGUUCCUCAGGGCUCCUUUCUGGGUCCUCUUCUCUUUUCUCCAAGCUUCUAUUUGGGUCGGAUUUAAACGUAAAACUGUCUUAUUAUCGCUUUGCAGACAAUUUACGAAUAUAUCUAUCAAUUAAAACGUCUAAUGACUCUAUGUUAGCCUCGUUACACCGCCGUAAUGUCGUAUUUGGAAAACCUGAACUCCUGGAAGGCUUUGAGAGCACUCUUGGCCUGUUAGCCCCUAAUCUGGUCGUUGGGUUCAUUUUCUGUUAUGUUGAAAUGUUCGCAUUAGUUUAAUUGUUGUUUAAGAGAAAACUUUGUUGAAUCAAAAGAAAGAGAAAUGACAAACAGGAAGCAGACAAAUAAAUGACAGAAUCAUAAAAAAAGAGACAUUUUCCCUCCAGAAGCAAACAGGCAGGUAUUUAAGGAGGGAUUAUUGCUGAUUUUAGCUUCUCUCUUUAUUGUCCAGGACCCUGAGUCUAAGUAAGUUUCAUAUUUUCCUCUCCUCAUUUUCAGAUUUCUUCAUGUCCAGUCCCUCCGAAGACUGCUGACCACCUCAGACUGACCAGACGUCUGAAAUAGAGGAUUUACGAGGCGAGCAGUCAAAGGAUGAAGGUAUUUCAGGAGCUGAUUGGCUUGCUUGGUUUCAGAGUCGCUCAUGUCCAUAAAGAGGAAGCUCCAAACCUUCUCCAAGCACAUAAAUACCCCCCAGAUUUGACUAUUCUGCUAGUCUUUGACUCCCUCUCUGUCUCCGCCGCCCUCCUCUUCGUCACUUUGUAGGUGAGAAACUCUUUGAAUUUGUAGAUUUUGCAGCUGAGGUGAAGUGAUGCUCGGUACCAAAGACUCUAAAAUAAGACAUCCUGGAUUUGGGGAAACUCAAGUGUUUGUAAUUGAACUUAAAGUUGUGAUGACAGUGAUUUAAAAUCUGAGUCUGACUGAUCCCAGAGUUUUCCAGAGGAGACUCGAAAAUUCAAGUCAGUCUGAUUAUUGUCAUCACUGAAUUUGGUCUCACGUUGAAAUAUUGUAAAAUAACUUAAUAUAGUUUGUACACUUAAGUCAAAAAAGUGUCCAGAGUUAUUUAACCGUUUAUAUUUAAGGUUUGGAGUUUUUUUCUGCACCCUUAAAUUUUUAUCUGUCGAAGGAUUUUCUCUUCUGUUUAAAAAAAUUUAAAAUUGGUUCAAAUUGAUUUAAAAGAUUUCCAAAAAGUUUUAAGUUUUCAUUCUUGAAGUUGAAAGUUUAUCUGUUUUUCUCGUUAACUUGUAUUUAAACUCUCCCAAAAAGCCUCUAGCUGACCUGUUCUUUUAAAAAUAUCUAAAAGCUUUUAAAAUCAACUCGUUGGAUUAGCAUCAAUUUUACUCCUAAUCUGCAGAAUCCAAACAGAAGCGCCUCUCGGUCCAUCGUUGCUGCCGUAUGAAAUUACUCUCAGGUGUAAAUAGCCUCGGUAUCAGGUGACAGGUGAUUACAACACGAGUUACUGAUGCUACAAACACUGUCACUCUCUUUUAAACGACUUUUUAAACGUACAAAAGAAAAGACAAAAACUGUAAAACACUUUAAUAUUCUCGUCUAAAUGUUGAGAUUUAAUGACUGAGUUUGACUUCAUCCAAACAGAAGUCAAUGCAAAAUUAAUAAUGUAUAAAAAUGAGUAACGAAGUAAUCGAUGAAGUUCUUGUUUUAUAUUUUAUUUAAAAACAUUUAAAAUCAGUUUCACUCGUCAUUCUGUGACUGAAACUGCUUCUUGAACAAAAACAGUCAGAUUAAACUUUCUACCCUCACCUCUCCUGAUCGAUCAGCUCAUCCUCUGUCCUCGCUCAUAAAGAAAUCAUCAUAAAUGUCACCGUUAACCUUUGACCUCUGAGCCAGGUUUAGCCCUGAUCUGGUUGCCUCAGGUCCAGGGUCAAAUACAUGGCCAGUGAGGAGCUGCAGUUUCUAUUUUUAAACCAGAGUGACGACUGUUUGGACUUGCAGACCACGAACUUAAUGAAGCGAAGUGAGUCAUGGAUUUGUGUAAAUGUCCAGACCAGCUCUCGUGUUCGUGAGUCUGAGGGAAGUUUGCACAAAAUCCAGACCUGACACGGGACCUGGAUCUGCAUCCUGAUGGACUCAUGAGGAGGUGUCAGUGUUCACUAUCCACCAAAAUGGCUCCAGAUAUAGGUUUUGUUUUUGCCGUGCAACAUGAAGAAUUUGAGGCGGCACAGUGGUGUAGCUGUUAGCACUGUCGCCUCACAGUGAGAAGGUCCUGUGUUCAAUUCCGGGUCAGGGUGUUUCUGUGUGGAGUUUGCAUGUUCUCCCUGUGUCUGUGUGGGUUUACUCCAGGUACUCUGGUUUCCUCCCACAUCCCAAAAACAUGCAGAAGUGGAGGUUAGGUUAAUCAUCCACUUUCAAAUCACCCGUUGGUGUGAAUGUGAGCGUGGAUAGUUCUUCGUCUCUAUAUGUCAGCCCUGCGAUGAACUGGUCACUUGUCCAGGGUGUCCCCUGCCUUCACAUGAAGAUGCUGGGAUAGGCUCCAGCGACCCCUAAUGGGAAUAAGCGGUAGAAAAUGGAUGGAUGGAACAUGAAGAAUUUAUUUUCUGUUGCAGAGCUCUGAUUAUAUAAAUCUGUCCCAGCUGCAGCCGAUCACGACUAUCGUCUGCAAACUUCUGAAACCCGAGGACAGACACCAGUUUUUAUUUCUGGGUAUGGUUUACAGCUUCCCUGUCUGACUGGUGGUCUCAUGUAUCCUCCUAUUGAUUGCAAAGACUGUCUCUUUAUUUUUGAGGUGCAUUCAAGGACAGUUCAUCCUGUUUUCACAUGUAUAUGAAGUUUUUAAAAUUUGGUUGUUGGGCCUUAAAAUCCUGGAGACGAACCUGUGAGAGUACGAGGGUUUUGGAAAUCUUGAUGUAUAAGAGGAGUGUUUAAGCUCAGAAAAGACAGAUCUGGAGACAUGAGUUUAUCAUCAUCAGGACUAAACUGUUUUUUUUUUUCUCUCUCUGUGACAGAACCUGAAACAAAAAGACAGCCAAGAUGUCUGAGUGAGUACGACUUCACGCUGAUUCACGUUCAUUUAUCAAAGUUGACCUGAAACUAACAGGAUUUGUGUGUUUUUUUGUUUUUGAACCUGAAUGUGAUCAUGAAUGUCUUUUCUUGAAUUUAAGGGGAAAGAGGAUGACAUCGAGCCGCAGGCAUCACCUCAAGGUGGCGUACAACACAAAGUUCAUGGCUCAUGUUCAAACGUCUCUAAAAGUGCAGAAACUCGACCUUCAGCGGUUCUCCUCUGAUUUCUCCUCCUGUAGAGUCUGAUGCUGCAGAUCGCCGCUAACUGGCUGGAGCAGGAAGCCGCCGAAAUCGUCACCGCCAAAGAGGCCUACAUGGCGGAGCAUUGCCCCACCCCCGACCUGAGCGGAGACCAGGCAGCUCUGAUGGUGAAUAAAACCCUGCAGAGAUAAAAAUGAGGAGGAACAUUCAGAGUUUGUUAAUAUGAAGCUGCAUCUAGCAUACUUUCUCCCCAAAACAGACAUGCAGAUAUUCAUAAAAUAAUCAAUUUAAAAUAUUUGUUCUUACUUUUUUCGACUCAAAUCUCUUAAACAACUUCAGCUCUAACUAUGAAAAAAUAAUGAACAAAAAAAUUCAAUGUACUACCCUUUUUAUGCCAGUUUUUGUGCAACAUGUCACUGUUAUUUUUAACGGUAAAAAACACAAAAUCUUCAUAUUUCCCAUAUGAAAUGACCUAAAUUAUUAUUAUUGUUAUUUAUUUUGAAUAAAUAGAGUCUGGGCCAUGUCAAUGAUGAGAAGUAAAAGAGAUUUUGGUGCAUUUAAAUUCUUUUUGUUGUGCCAAUUUCCAUAUUUUUGCUCCAUUCAUCCUUCUUUGUCCCUAAAAUGAACAUGCAGAUAAGUGUUCAUAAAAGAAUUAUUUUUAAACUUUUUCUUUGACUCAAAUCUCUUAAACAACUUCAACCCUAACCAUUAAAAAUAAUAAAUAAAAAAUUAGAUGUUUUACCCUUUUUAUGCCAGUUUUUGUGCAAUGUGUCAUUUUUAUGAGUCUGAGUCUAUUGGCGCCAUUUUCACCUCCUUUUCUCGAGUCUCCUCCUCGACCAAAUCAAAUGCGAUCGAAUUCGUUUGUUCAUAAUAAAUUAAUUUUAUAUAUCAGCAUAUAAAAUAAGAAGAUAUCUGUAAGAUAGUAAUCAUUUACAAGUGGUUAUCCACCUCCAACCAAAAUAUGACUGUGAUUACACUGAUUGGACGAGGUAGGAACCGAUGGUUACGAUUAUUCCUUUAACCAAUUUUUUGUUGUUCCAGGAAAUCUGCAAGAAGCUUCACUCGGUCCUGGAGAAGCUGGAUGAGGACAGAUACGAUGCCGAGGCCAAAGUGGACAAGACAGACAAAGAAGUAAAGAUCUCUGUUGGUCCAGAGGCUGAAUGUGUUUGCAGAAAGUGCAGCGAUAUGCAGACGACACCUUCGUUUGAACGAGAGAUGAAAUCUGAAUUCAUGGUCAAUAAACAAGAACGUAGAUGUCAGAACUUUUCUGUUUCCACGCUUGUAGAUCUCUGAGCUGAAGCUGAAGGUGGUGGAGCUGGCCGGCGUGAAGAAACCUGCCCUGAAGAAGGUGCGUUUGUCCGCUGACGCCAUGCUGCAGGCUCUGCUGGGAGGGAAACACAAGGUGAACAUGGACCUGAGGGCCAACCUGAAGCAGGUCAAGAAGGAGGUCAAAGAGGAGGUGAGGCGCCAAAAAGUCACUUUUUUGAAGCGGUUUCAGACACACGAGCUGCAUCGACAUGUUGAAUCUGUCUCGUCCGUCAGGCUUCUGAAGGCGUCGGCGACUGGCGUAAGAACGUGGAGGACAAAGCGGACAGGAAGAAGAUGUUUGAGACUUCCUAAAGACUUUCUCCUCCUCACGGCUGCUCUUCGUUCCUCUGUUACAGCUCACCUUUUUCUGCGAAAAAUACUCGUGCCAUUAAAUCUGUGUUUUUGGAAUAAGGCAACGCUGUCACUCUGCGUUUUUUCCAAGCAGACGUUUGGAAGUUUAUUUUUUUUUCUUUAAAGUUUUGACUUUUUAAAAAGUUUCUUGAAGGUCUUUGUCAGUUUUUUAAUCGGCUGUUUUCAUCUUCUCAGUCACAUUAAAGGAGGAAAAUGAGAUUUUCAGAGUCAGAUUGUAAGUAAAUGAGAGUGAGGUUGUGAUUUGGCUGAAAUCUAGUCAAACGAGCAUCAUGAGAUAAAAAUUCACAUGUUUAUAAAAGAAAAGAUCGUAAAUGUUCAACAGGAAAGUAGCAAGACAUAAAAUCUUAAAUUUCUGAGUUUAGUCAUUAUUAUAGUAAAAAAAUGAAUUAUUAUUUUUUUCUUUUUGAAGUUUAAUUUUAUUGAAUUCAAACAUUUUUUUGUUUUUAAACCUGAUUAGUUUUUAUUUGAAUUUAUCUAGUUUAUUAAUAUUUUUUGUUGUUUUUUAAUCGCUCUACUUUCUUCAGUUCUGCAGUCAGUUGCUUUUCAUUUAUUCCCUUUCAAAAUAAAAUACCUGCAGACUGAAAUAAUUCAAUUUUUCUUAAUAUUUAAACUUCAUUCUUGUGAUAACACAACUUUUUUCAUACAUUUGUUUCUCCUUUAUUAUUUUUGAAGCUUCAUUUUUGAAUAUUUUUAUUUUUUUGACUUUAUUCUUGUAAAAUUAUGAUUUUAUUCCUGUAAUUUAUCAACAAAAUCUCCCUUUUCUCCUCCUUCAUGUGGCCAAAAUAUUUGAUCUCUUUAGUGUAAAUAUUGAUUUAGUUUCUCUUCUUACCUACUGUUAAUUUCUUUAGUUCACAGACUGUAAAAACUUUUUUUGUUUUUCUCGCAGAUUUUGGCUCAGAUUUUCAUUCAAGUGUCUGAGAAACUUUUUUAAGAAAGGAUCCCUGCAAAGACAGACUUAUUUGGAAGGUUUAAAGACCUUUUAAUGAGCCAAAACCUUUUGUUUUUUAAUAAGUACCUCACUCUUAAAGAUGAUUUCUCUCUGAAUAUCAAUCUGAGCCCUUCAGUGAAAAACCUGAGAACUUUUUAGUCGACAUGUGAUCACAGUUCCUGUUUGUCCUAAAACAUCACAGCCUGUUUUCAGUCUACCUUUACUAGUUAAUGUUAUUUAUUUAACUAAAAACAUCUUAAACUGCUAUAUUCUAAACCUCUGAAUUUGGGUGUUUUACUCACGUUAAACCACCAGAUGUCAGCAGAGAGCCUCGAUUUCUCUGCGUAAAGAGUUCUCACUAAAUCAGUCCACCAAAUAUCACUUCAGCUCGUCUGUCACAGAAAGAAAGAAAGAAAGAAAGAAAAGCAGCAUGAAGAUGGAGAGAUGGUGAGUCACUUUUAUUUCUCUUUUUCUCACUUAUUGCAUGAAUGCUGAAUCUUUCUUCUUGCUCUUCUUUUCUUAAUCUUCUUAGUUCUUCUGUUUCUUCUGCUCUCUCAUUUCUUCUUCAUCUUCAACCACAGACUUUUGUAUUUUCAAGUUGUUUUAUGUUUAUCCUUUUAUUGCCUGAAACCACAAAUUAUGGCCAGAAAAUUUCACAUUUUUUUGGAGCUGAAAUGUUUAUUUUACUUUCUACUGAAAACCAAAAAAAUCAAAAUGUCAUUUAAUUUAACAAAUAAAUUUAUUGAUCUUGUUUGAUACAUUAGAUGUUUGUAUUCAGGUGUUUUUAAGUAAUUUGUUGAUGAUAUUGAUUUGAUAGAAGUUUAUAAAAGUAUCUAUCAAAUAUGACACAAAAGGCAAUAAAGAGUUAAAAAUAAGAAGGAGAAGAAAAAUCAGUGUCAGAUAUUCAGAGUUCAUUCUUCAUUCUCACUGAAUAAUUCAGCAGCGCUCACACUUUUCAGACAAGUCUCUGUUUGUUUGUUUGUUUUAUUUAUUUCACACAGAUCCUAAAAACACUUAAACACUGUUACCAGACUUUACAGCACAGGACUGGACCUGAGUCCUCCUCAUUCUAGACGCUGUUGAAACUUUUUUUGAAUCUGUUUAUCUGUAGUUUAUAUUUCAUGGUCUGCUGUCUUUUUGUGAUGCCGUUGUUGCUCCUGCAUGCUUAACUCAAACUGAAAGUACCACAGUAGUAUUUUAACCCCACCUGAAACACUUUGUGAUGAGCUGCUGUGAGUUUUCGUGUUGAUUUCAGCCCGAGUGUCACUCAGACGUCUUUAUCUCUGAGCUCUGGUUGGUGGUCCGGGAAGUUCUCGACCAUCUCUGUCUGAUUUUCAGCUGAAACUGAAUCCGUGAGCGUUAAUCUCGAACCUCGCGCCCGCCGCCUGAAAGUUGUGUAACAAUCGCUCCAUCCUUUUCCCACUCCUCUGUGUGGGAGGGAACCUGAUAGGGUCUCCUGUCCAGUGAGGCCACUUCCUGUGGCACAAAUUUACGAGGUUCCUGGGAGACCUGCUGCGGUAUUUCUGGAGCCUGCCGGCCCAUUGGUCUGAAGUGCGUGUGUUACCAUAAAGAGGGCUGAGUUUUCUGCUGAGCCAGCACUUCACACCCUAUAUACCCUGUUUAAUCUUUACUGUUUCGGACUUGGCAGAGCCUCCCCCCCUUCUUCUCCCGCGUCCUGCUCGUCCUCCUCCUUGUCCUUGUCUCUGAGGCUUCGCUCGCUCAAACAAAAACAGAGAGUCACGCUGAGGUCUGCUGCUGCUGCAGGUGGGACUCUGGUUUCUUUAUCUGCUCAGGUGCUGUUGUGCGGUUUGUGGAGGUGCUGCUGCAGGUGUGACCUCUGACCUCUGCGGCGGCGGGACAUUAUUGGACUUUCUGAAGGACGUUAGAGGACGUUGAUUUGAGCUGGGAGUGACUGCGGGACGUUAAACUCAAAAUUAGGAGAAAAUUGAAGCCGGAUUAUAAAGUUGAGGUUUAGUUGUUGCUCCGCAGGGAUUGGUUGGUUUGUAUUUUGGUUGUAAGUCUUACAAGUUGUUGGCGUUGUGAUGUUUUUGUUAAAUCUGCGAGAUUCAAGCUUAGUUUUUCAAAGGCAAACACGUCUGUUUGGUUGUUAAAUAUCGUAAUAUCCAAAAUACAGCAGCUGAUUUGACAUCAAAAUACCUUUAUGGCUGAAAAAGGUUGAAAAGUUUUAUAAAUUAUAACCAAAACUGAAUUAAUUUGACUAAAACGCGUCUUUUUAACUCAUGUGAUGAUCAUUUGGUCAAUUUUUCGUGACAGAAAUGUUGUUUCUGGGAAUAUUUGUUAGUAUAUCUUGCGUUUUUUUAUAUUUCUGUAGUUUUUAAAGCAAUUAUCUGGAAAUAAAUCGUAAGAAUUAAACAAAUAAUUGGUAAGAAUCAUAUAUUGUUUCCCAGAAUUUGCUCUUGAGUCAUAAAAAAUAUAAACGUGACAUUUUUUUCUUUAUAAUUAACAAAAUCAGCCUCUCAUACGAAGUGUUUUGGUCUAAAUUUGAGGUGUUGUGUUACGUUAGGCCGGUGUUUUGUUGGAUUAGAGAUUAUAAACUGAAUAAAAGUUUAAUCAUUUUGUGGUUACAGAUGUUUUAAAGCUGGAUUUAUGCAAACAAGCCUCUGUGUUGACCUUAUUCUUAAAUUUUAAUCGCCGUUGAUCCUCCGGAUUAUGGCGUGAAGCCGGUCCUGGGUUGGCCUCGGUGUCAGCCCGCCGUUUGCAUGCCUCCAGGAUGUUGGAAUGAGUGUUAACGGCUCUCACGGCGUGCUUAGCGCCACAUUUGGAGCCUCUGCUGGAGGUAUUUUGCGCUCAGGUCUUUGGCUCGCAGGAAGAAGUCGGAUUCCAGGCAGAAUGAGGGGCAACUGUUCCCCGGCUCCCUGACCUCGACUGUCCAAAAUUAGCCGGUUUGUGGUCACUGACAGCCGGUUUUCCAUGAUAGUGAAGGGUAUCGGGUUUCCGGCGGGGAGGUCAGAGGUCGCUGAUUGAUAACCGGGGGAGGAACUGGACCCUGAGAGUUCAGCUGUGGACAGUCAGAGAGCUUCUGGAGGUCUGUCCGCUCAUGUUUAACUCAUGACUGUUUUUCUGUUUCUGAACAGGGUGUGAAGAACAAGAACCGCCAACAUGUCUGAGUGAGUCCAUCCUCCUCCUCCUCUUCUUCUUCUCUCUCUUUUUUAAUCGUUCUUUCUCUUCUUCUACCUCUGCUCUCAUCUUCUCAUGCUGCUUCUUUUGACUUUUUCUCCUUUUUUGUAUCUUCUUUCGCUCACCGCCAACCUUUCCUCCUUUCCUUUCCUUCCUUCCUCGACUUCUUUAUCUCUUUAACUAUUUUGCCCUCAAACACUCCUCUAACUUCCAUCAUUAGCGCUUUAUCUUCUCUAGUCUUCUUCUACAUCGAUUAAAGCAGCUUCUUCUUCUUCUUUAUCUGCUUUAAAGCUCCUGUGAGGAGUUUUUAAACACGUAUGAAACAGGUUUAAAUCCGUAGCGGCGCCUUUUCAUGACCUUGAAAAACACACAUGACAAUCAGGAAUGACACUGAGUUUAUUGUAAUGUGAUUUUUAACGCCUGUAACUUCUGUGAGGGGGGAGGUAGGUGUCAGAGAUGAUUGACAGAAAAAAUAAAUAGUCUUUUUAAAAAUUCACAGUGACUUUAGUUGAUUUUGCUGAUAAAAUAGAGCAGAAGUCCAUUUUUAAACACAGGAGGUGCAAACAAGAAGUUCCACACAGGAGCUUUAAAUAGUUUUAACUUAUGACCUCUUUUCUAUUUUUUCCUUUACGUCUCCUCCUUCUUAAUUUUUCUCCUACAGUAACUGUUUCUCCUUUUCCAAAGUCAUAUUGAAUAAAAGCUGAAACUAGUAUUUUAUUUAGAGAGAUAGCUUGUCUGUAUCAUCUCAUCGUAGAUCUGUCACAGCAUCAGAAUCUGACAAAAAUAACUUAGAAAGAUUUGAAAUGCACCACGAGUUAAUAUUAAAUAACUUCACUAAAAUCAGAACUUUUAGAUUGAAUUUGAAGUGAAACAGGAUUUUUCUGUAGAGGUUGACUAAUAUUGUUUUUUUAGGCCGAUACCGAGACCAAUAAUCUAUAUUUUCAACUGAUAGCUAUAGUCGGUGGAAAUGAAUAAUUUGGCAUCACACAAAUAUUACAGUCUAACAAAAACUUUGCCCAAUUUUUUUAAGAAAUGUGAAAACUAAACUGAAACAUUCAAUGUCGUAUACAGGAGUUAACUGGCUUCACUUACAGGAUAUUAAAUAUUUAUUUAUGGACUUUUAGUCAGACAGAGUGAAGCAAGAAAACAGACCUACAAGGAAACUGAAGGAGUUAAUUUUCAGUUAAUUUUAUCAGCCUCCUGUCAAAUAAAAAGCUGAUAAGGAUUAUAGUCAAAGUCCCAAAUAUCGGCCCCAAUAAUCAUCCAAAGCUGAUCAUCGAUCGACCUCUAAUUUUCGUCCUGCGGGAGAUUAACGUUUCUUUAAUGUUGUGAGGAUGUUUAAAAGAAGUUUUCUUCUGAUUAAAUUUUCAAACAUUUUAAAGCUGAAACGAUCGAACUACCUCUCAUCUUUUCUUCUUUUAAUGCUUCUUCUUCUUCUUCUUCUUCUUCUUCUUCUUCUUCUUCUUCUUCUUCUUCUUCUUCUUCUUCUUCUAUGACAAAUUCUCCUGCUACUGUUCCCUUCCUAUAAUUUCACCUCCUUCUUCUUCUUCUGUUGUUCUGUUUAUUCUCCUGUUACUGCUGAAACUACUUCCUGUCAUUAUCAAACUGAAAUGAUACCUGGACGGGUCUCUCAAGUUUAUAAGUGAUACUGCCGAGAGCUUAUUUCACGGAUAGAAGUGAAGUUAAAGAAGAGUAAACUCAGAGUUCAGUGGAGCUGCUGUCUGUUGUAGUUUUGGACGGUUGUGAAGUGUCACAUUGUGCUCGAACCUCGAACAGAUCACCUUUUGUGACACUUUGAUCGAGUGAAACAAUUUAAAUUGUGAGUUAUGUUAUUUGGAGACUUUAACAAGUUCCACCCUGAUGAAUUCUGUCAGAUAAUCAGAGGAGGAGGAAGAUCAGGACGCGUCCAUCACCUCACCAAAACAAUCAACAAACACGCUAGCAAGAGGCUAACAGGUUGAUUGUUAAACGGUGAAACAUGACAACUUUACAGCUCUGUAGUUUUUGUACAAAUGACAUGACAGCACCGUCUUUUUAUAAUGUUUCUACCUCGUAUAUAAAAGUUUAGUUUCCUAAACCGCAAUCUAGCCAUUCAACAUCUGUAUAUCAAAAUACAUGAGCCAGUUCAAGUCUGAUUAAAACGAAGAUUUGCUGGAGGAAACCGAUCCACGACCUCGUUAUCUAGAUAUGCCAGGAUGAGAAAUAGUUAGUAUGGAAAGUUCAAAAGCUAAAUUGCACCAUAAAAGCUCAAUGUUCUCCAUAUUUUAGAGAAUUUUAGGCUAAUUUUCCAAGAUUUUAAAACAGCUUAUAAACAGAAAUCUCUGAUAAUCUCCAAGAAAGUUUAAACUCCCUUUAGCUGUAAAUCCCCUGAACAUAAAUACACCUGAGCCCUGGACAAACAGAGUUUGUGGUUUUGUCUGAAAUGUGUCUGAACUGAUCUGAACACACGUGGAGGCAGCAGCUCGGUGUGAAGGUCAGCGUCAGCCCGGAGUGACGGCAGCUGCAGCUUUGUUGGUAUGUCAGCGGAGAAACCCGAGAGAGCGGGAUGUAACAUAUGGUUUCCAACUAUUUUCACACCUCCAAUCAAAGUUUCAGAGAGGAAAAAUGCAUUUCCAACUCCGCUUUUAUACACAAAGCCUUUUAAUUCCGUCUUGUAUCAGAUAUUUUUCAUUUUCCACACUUUCAUAAACCUCCAUCUGUAUCCUUGUAACGGCUCAUCUCUGAUUCACAGGGGAAAGAAAAUGACGUCCAGCCGCAGGCAUCACCUGAAGGUCAGACAACUUUUGCCUUUUCUUGAUGAUUCUCCAAGUUUUUAAGGAUCAUUUUGUUUAUAUUCAUGUUUUCAUCUUUUCACGCUCCUGCAGAGUUUGAUGCUGCAGAUCGCCUUCACCUGGAUCGAGCAGGAGAAGAAGGACAUCGAGGAGGCGAAGGAGGCUUACAUGGCGGAGAACUGCCCGGCUCCUGACCUGAGCGGAGACCAGGCCGCCCUCAUGGUGAGAGGACGAGGACUAUUUUUGGCUAAUGCUGCAGACUGUUCACACUUAGUCUUAAUCAUCAGUGUAAAUCAGAUACUCGUCAUGUGAUCAAGAGUCUUAUAAUGUCUGAAAAUAGAGAGUUCAUCAUUUCUCUUCUCAGCAGUGAGUGACGGUGCAGUUAGAACUAAUGACUCAUACUAAAUCUUCCAUCUCCAUAGACCUCAUUUUUGGGUCUAGAUGUCCGAGCAUGAACUGAAGUGGGACUUUCUGAAAGUGUAAAUGUCAUAAAAAUUCAUCAGUUAAAAAAAUCCACAUUGAGAUUUUAGUUUGACGUCCCCUUUCAAAUACUUGAAAAAAUCUGUUUAUUUGCUGGCAGUAAACAGUCAAUACUUGUUAUUAUUUAUAGUAACUUUUUAGUAACUAGGAUACGAUAAAAACACUCAGUAUUUUCAUGCAUCUUUUUUUGUCAGAAGAAAAAACCCUCAUAGAUUUUCUCAUGAAACUUUUUGUUAGUUUCAAACUUCGAAUCGAACUUUUUGACGUGUGACAGUAAAUCUCUAAAUGGACAUAACUUUUUGGUCUGAGGUGUGACGAGUUAACACUGGAUUUUUCAGUUUUUAGUCUGAAGCAGAUACAAAACACUUGUUCAGAUUAUAACAGAACUAAAAAGUUAACAUCUGUGAAAGUUAUCACUAAACUUUUUUGUAGAAUUUUCUGUUGCACUUUUAGAUUUUUACAAUUUUUUGUUAGUCGACUCUCAACUUUUGUAGAUAUUUUCAUGCCACUUUUUUGGAACCUUUAACCAAAAGUUAUGUUUAGAUAUUAAGAGAUGUUAUUUCAUCUUUUCCCACAAGUUUUUUAAGUUGACAGUUAACUGAUUAGAUAUUUCAUGACACUUUUUGAUAACUGGUGUAAAUCUAAAAACAAAAAGUUUUAGUGAACAUGUGUUUUAUAUUCAUUUGACCUUUUCUGAGCAGGUUUUUGGAGGUUAACAGAUAACUUAAUUUGAUAUUUUGUCACAACAUUUUGGUGGAUGAACAUGUUGAUGUCGACAUGUUACUGUUUGGACUUUUGAUCGGUUGGUAAACUCUGAAACUAAUCAAUUUUUUAAGUAAUAAACAUUUUAACCACUUUAAAAUUCUGUGGUGAACAGUGAAGACUUGUAAGUCUUUGGUUGGUAGCAAAUAGUGAACAUGCAUGAAAAUAAAAUGAAGUAAAAUUAAAUGAAAUUAAAAAUAAGUAAAAGUCACUAAAGAACGAGGAUCAGGUCUUUAACAGCGCCUGUUUUGAAGCCUCUGUGAAUACACGGUUAUUUAAACUGGUGCCUCUUAUAUAACGUUAUUUUUACAUCUGUUUUGGUCUUUGUUGACGCUUUUAUCUGAAAAUACAACUUACCCACAUGCAGAAUAUGAUAACAGGUAAGAGAUACUGCUUUGACCACAGGGGGCGCCAAAAUCCAAAUAAAUGCAGGCGGCUCUCACUGUGGCUCAAUGACUUUAGACUGACACCCUGUAAACGCUCAACCUACCAACAGUUUGUCUGUUUUUGUGUCUCAACAGGAAAUCUGUAAGAAGCUCCACGCUGCCAUCGACAAGAUCGACGACACGAGGUAUGACGCCGAGGCCAAAGUGCAGAAGACCGACAAAGAGGUGAGACACUAAAGACCUGAAGACCUCCUCAGGUGAGUCAGGUCUGUUAGAGUAGAGAGCUGUAGAGUUUUAAGUAGUUUUUAUCUUCUAUUUUAAGACAUUUUAUUAGAUAGGACAGCUGAAGAGUGGAAAUUCAUGCAGCAAAUGUUCGAGGGCGACUAACGUUCUUGUAUAUGAAGCACACUGAAUCGCUGUAAACUCUCUUUGGAAAAUACGUCUCCUGAUCUCAAUUUUGAUGUUUUUCUGCCUCCAGAUCGAGGACCUAAAGCUGAAGGUGGUGGAGCUGGCCGGUGUGAAGAAACCCGCCCUGAAGAAGGUGCGUAUGUCUGCUGACGCCAUGCUGCAGGCUCUGCUGGGAGGAAAACACAAGGUGACCAUGGACCUGAGGGCCAACCUGAAGCAGGUCAAGAAGGAGGUCAAAGAGGAGGUGAGCACAAUAAAACCAGCUGUUUGGAUAUGAAAGGAUGUAUGAUCAUAGGAACUUUUCUUUUUUUAUAUAUUUUCUUCUUGUUUUGAUAAAGAGGGCUUUAAAACAUACCUUUGAACACUUUGGUACCAUUGAAUUAUUUGUAGAGUAUGUUUUUAACCGAGUCCCUGUUGUCUGCAGUCCACAGAGGCGGUUGGCGACUGGCGUAAGAACAUCGAGGAUAAGGCCGACAGGAAGAAGAUGUUCGAGACUUCUUAAGAGUUUCCUGCCCUGACGAGGACGACAGCGGGGGGAAAAGGUCUCCGUCUGAGGUCUGAGUGACUGAAAGUGUCUCUGAGUUCCAGCAGGACUCACAGGGACGAGAGUUUACGCUCUUUUUUUUUGUUGCUUUUUGUGAAACCUUCGCCACCAUGGGAGACUGAACUGAAGCAACCGUAAGGUCA
Xyrichtys novacula (pearly razorfish) is the source of this 15265-nucleotide messenger RNA. The record is from the annotation of a GenBank genome assembly. Lineage: Eukaryota; Metazoa; Chordata; Actinopteri; Labriformes; Labridae.